AUGGUUGCGGGGCAACGGGCGGCGGGGGCAGUCAUUGGGCGGCGGGCAGUGAGUGACGUGCGCGCGGUCCAAUGGGAGCGCGGGGGCGGGCGCUCCGCGGACAAUGGGCGUGUCCAUGGUAACGGGGGCUCAGUGCACGAGUGGCGGGAGCGCGCGAGGGGCGCGCAGUGCACGAGCGCGCGGGGGCGCGCAGUGCACGAGCGGCGGAGCAUGGCGGCCACCAUCAGCCUGUUCGAUCUGGCGAACCUGAGCAUCGGCUACCCCGAGCCGGGCGUGGUCAACUUCGCUGCGUUGCACGCCUUGCUACACGCCGUGCUGCAACACCUGGGCAUCCAACAGGUGCAAACCGAGCACCUGCCCGAGGUGGGGCCGGUGCCCGCGCCCGGACACGACCCCCUGCUUGCAGACGUGCCCGCGCCCGAACACGACCCCCUGCUUGCAGACGUGCCCGCGCCCGAACACGACCCCCUGCUUGCAGAUGUGCCCGCGCCCGGACACGACCCCCUGGCCAUGUCGGUGCCCGUGCCCGCGCACUACCGCCGGCUGGAGCGCAAGGUGCGGGACGUGGAGCUACAGGUACAGGAGCUGAGCCGCUUGCCCAACGCCGUGGAGCUGCUGCAGCGCAGCCGGCACGAUGGCCGUGCCAUGAGCGAUGUGUGGAGCCUCCUGCAGCUCCGCAAGAGCACGGAUCUCAACCGCGAGGGCGUCGACAAGGCCAUGUCCAUGAUGGAAGAGGUGAUGCAAGAGAUGCAUUAUUUAAAGAAGUUCAAAAACACGAUGGAAGAUCACGUUAAAGAAAUCAACAAGAAUAUAGAUUUGAAUAAAUCUCGUGAGGAGCUGGAGCAGUUUGUCCCGUGGAAGACCCUCCAGAGCACGCUGGUGGACCCUCCUAUGGAACGCUAUGGUGUCUGGUCAGUCGGUUCAAGCCAAGUGACGGUGAUAGGUUUACAGCCGGCUGGCCCCACCGAUGAUCCUUCCAAUAAGAUACAGGCGGUGCACGCAGACAGUCUGCCUCAGCAGGUGGUCACCAGCUCCCGUCACAUCAGCCCCUCGCCCAUUUCCUCACAGACAGUUGACCGUUACCCUGAGGCUGUGACCGCACUCAAGCGCAUCCGCCAUGUCACCGACAACCAGCCAGUACUGGACCGCCGAGUCUCUGCGCUAGAGAAAGUCGUGGCCGACCUGGCUGCUCUGACGCUGGACGGGGACGAGACGCGGGACCCAAGUGAGCACCGAGUGAAGUCCGCAGGUGCAGCGGACGGGGUGAAGGCCGAUGACGUACAGGCGCAGAUCACCGACCUCAGGGACAUGGUGAAGAACAUCGAUGAAGAAUUGAACGAGCUGCGGAAGUUGCAACCCGGGGGCCCGGUGCAGCAGCAGGUCAGAGCCGGGGGGUGGGGGCCGUGCCCAGCGUGA
This is a messenger RNA of Amblyraja radiata (thorny skate), 1416 nucleotides long. RefSeq lists its product as uncharacterized. The record is from RefSeq and is a predicted model, not a curated record. NCBI's taxonomy places the organism in Eukaryota, Metazoa, Chordata, Chondrichthyes, Rajiformes, Rajidae. The transcript has 7 exons. Bases 1 to 1416 code for a protein of 471 amino acids.